AUGGCUGAUCUGCUGGAGACGCCUUCCAGGCUGCUGAAGCGAGUUCAGCAAUACGAAGACGUGGACUUGCCAUCGCUCCCUAGCAUCAGCCAUGACGUUGACUGCGAUCAAACCACCGAGUAUCCAGAUCCCGACGACAGUGUGACAUCCGGCAAUGAGGUACGUUGGGACAAGCAGUUCCACCAUGCUGAUGGUCAGGAAUGGUCUACCCCUCAGGUGGGUCGCCCAUUCCCCUCGCCACCCACUGGGCUCGACACCGCCACUACAGGCCGGGGCUCAUACGCUCACAAACGAAGCCCCUUGGCCGUAAAUGACUCGUUUUCAGACUUCCACUCGUCUCCCCAAAGGCAGCUCAGCGACGACGAGCCGUCCUUUCUGGCGGACUUGUCAAAAUCACGCAACGUCCUGGACAGGUCUUCCGUGCCCAUUACCUACGACUCGGACUUUUUGGAAGAUAGUCUCGCGUCCCAAAGGCUUCCUGCCACCUCUGCAGAUGUGGAGUCUGGCUCAGGCCUGUCUCUCCGUGACUCAACUGCUGAGACAUCCACCACUUCGGUGAUGGACACUCCACUGCCUCGUCACUACCAACGCAAAGCGACCUGUCAAACCCACUCGGUCGUUCCCGGUCUGGGGCUAGGACCUGAGACCCGUAUCCCCAGCCUGACUCGCAGUGAAAUGUCUGGCACCGACGACCAGGAGGCUACCACGCCAGACAGUCACGACCGAGUUCUCGAUACCACUUCCGUGCAUGCCCACGACCUUACAGCGGCGAGCACUGGCUCUCUCGAUGGGGCCGAUCUCAGUAAUGUCGACCAGACGCAGCAAUCCCAGGGGCAGGAGGUCAAACCGGUUUCCACUUCCAGUCGUACCGUUACGCCAGCAAUCAUGCGCUUCAUGGACACACCGGAUACCGCUGUGCGGGCAGCUGCCACACCCUUCGGCGUCGGAGCUGCUCUCAGAGACGUGACGCGCAGACAUGCCAACAACGCGGUGGCCCCCAGCACUCCCUUCACGCCUACUGUCGACUAUAACAAGACACCUCGUGCGGCUCUCGAUGACGCAGAGCGUCGAAAGAACCACGUCUUGUCCGUGCUGGCUUCGUCGACUUUGCCCUCUCGAGUCAAGCGAUUCACCCCUCAUCCCCGCCGCCAUCUAUCAGUGGGCCCUGGGGCCGAAUCAAUCGCAGAGGAGAUCUCGCUGCAGAGCAAGCCCGGAGACGACAGUCGAUCGGGGAAUGAUUCCUUCAUUUCUGUUGCAUCAUCUCAGGACCUAACGCCCGACCGUCGAGGAUCUAGAGCCUUCAAUCAAAGAGCCAAUACAUCUGUUCCCAACAUCCUCUACUCGGGUGCGGUAUCCUCGAGCCCCGGUGUAUCACAUCUGGACAACAGACCUGAUACUGUCAAAAUACAAAAGCACCUCAACAUGAUGAACCAGCAACUGCUCGACAACAAUGCUGAUCUGGCGAGGGAAGCGGAGGAAUGGAGGAGCGAGUGUACGCGCCUUAUCGGCAUCAUGCGAGACGCGGGAAUCCAGAUCGACGACGACGGUAACGUUCUGGGCGACCUACCGAAGCUUCGCGGAGAUGGAGACAGCCUUGACCUUGCAUCGGAAGCAGACACCAGCCGCCGGGCGGAUGGGGAUGCCCUGACUGAACUGAACAAAGUUCUGAGGGUUGAAGUGGAGGAGAAGGAAGAGGAGAUUGCCAGGCUGCGGAACGCGAUGGCGGCGCAAGGCGACGCGGUAGCUCUGAGAAGGGAGCUGGACGAAUCUCGCAGAGCACACGAUGCCCUCAAGGCGGAGUUUGCUCAGAAAACCAAGGACCACACCUCGCAGUUCACAGAAAUCUGUACCGAGUUUGAAGCGCAGGUUCAGCAGCUGGAAGCUCAGGUUCAUGAGCUAGCGACAGCCAAGGCUACUGCUCUGCCGGCUGAGGACUAUGAGACCGAACGAACAGCCCUGCAAGAACGUAUACAAUGCCUAGAGGGGGAUCUCGGACGAUCAAGGGAUGAGAUUGCUCAGCUUAGGCUGGAGAGCGAAGGGCGCGUGCGCAAAUCUCAAGAGGCGGACAAACUCGCCUCAGAGCUCCAGGAGCGCCUGUCCGAGCUGGAACAUGCCAAGAGCGCUGCAGCCCAUGCCUUGGAGGAGUCCGAAAGGGCACAUGCAACAGUGUGUGCGCAACGUGCGGCCGCUAUCGAAGAGGUCGAAGAGCUCCGACGUCACCUCGAGGACUUGAAUCGUGUUGUGGCGACCAACCGGGCCGUCAUGGAGGAUCAACGCGAGUCGUUGAACAAUCUAGAGGAAUUGGCUGGCCAGGAGCACAAGGACCUUGAGGAAACGCAGAGGCUGCUCAAGGACGCCCGACGUGAGCUCAGCGAAAUCAACUCUCGACUACUGGACAGAGAUCGGGACAUCGAGAGUCUCCGUGCCCAAGCCGAUGUCGCAAAUCUUGAGAAGAGCGCCUUCCUUGAAGAAGCGACGACGGAAGCGGAAAACAGUGUCAUCGUGGCUCUGGAAGGCAAGUUGGAAGCAGCGUAUAAGGAGAUUGGCCGAUUGAAGCAUGAAGUCCACAGCGCUCCGAUCCACCAGGCCACACUUGAAGCCCGUGACGCGCGCAUCUCCGCUCUGGAGACAGAGAAACUGGCGCUGAUGGAACGCCUGAAAGCCCAGGAGGUUUCCAGCCCCGCUCGUUGGUCCAACUCCAUGAUGACCUCAACCCCGAUGCACAAAACCGUCUCUUCGCUGAAGUACCCGAACACGCCAGGACCCCUCAAGGACAUCUCCUGGCUUCAGACAACCAUCGGGGACUCCAAUGAGAGCAUACUGCGCAUGCAACUUGAACACUUGCAGCAUGAGCUCGACAUCGCGAACUCUCAACUCGAUCGCAACUUUGGACGCCUUGAGGAAGCUGGGCUCAGUGCUGUUGACCUGGCGGAGAAGCUUGCUGCCGCGAACACCAAGAUUGCCGUACUCCAGGAGGAGCUCGCGCUUCUGGCUCGGGAAAGCAAGAGCUCCACCGCCGCAGCCUCCGCUCAUCAUGACCGUAACGAGCGUCUGGAGAAUGCGCUUGAGACACUCCGUGAACAGAUGGCCAUUCUGAAGGACGACAUGGGUCGUGAGAGGGAACGCUUGCAAGACGAUAAUCGCCGCCUCCGGGUUAUGCUCGCAGAUCUGCAGUCGAAAGCAGGUGAGGAGAUAGAAGCGUUGAGAGUGGAGAUCGCGCAGGCUCAACGGGAAGCCGAAGAUCAGUUUACAGAGUACCAGGAGCGCUUGCAAGCUAUGCGCGAUGAGAGAGAUGGUAUUGAUGCGCUGCGCACUGCGAAAGUUACCGUCGACGCUUUGCAACGCGACCUUGAAGACGCCCAGACUGCGGCAAACGGCGCGGAGGUUUACAAGGCGACUGUGCGGGAACAGACAGAGAGACUGGCGGGCCAGCAGAGCACCAUCUUAUCUGCGCAGAGGUCUCUGAAGGAUGCUGAACAAGCGGCUGAGGAACUGCGCGCACAAUUGCGAGUUCAAACCGAGGAGUUGGAGGGUUCGCGGAACGACGUCCUCGCCCUCGAAAUCGAGCGAUCUAAACUCGCUCGCGAGCUUCGUGACUUUACCGAGGACCUCAAGAUCCAUCGGCGAGAGUCUUACAAGUUCGGAUCUGAGCUAGCAGCCUUGCGCGAUGCACAGGCUGCGAAGGAAGCUACAUACGCCGACGAGGUCGGAAGCCUAAAUCAGCAACUCUCAGGGCUCCGAGAAGAGCUGUUGGCGGCCAAUCAAUCUGCCAACGAAGCUCGUGGUUGUCAUGAACGUUUAUCACGGGAGCUCGCGACUCUACAAGCGACAUCCCAAGACUCUUCAGUGGAACAACGGCAAAAGUACAAAGUGCAAACGCGACGUCUCUCUGCUCAGAUCGAAUAUUUGAAGGCGAAGUACACGAGGGAGAAUACGUUCCGUAACGCUUUGGCCUUACAAAAGAGAUUCCUCCUUCUCCUAGUUGGCGGUAUGAGCCUAACCUUCGAUGGGCUACGAGCGCCCGACACCAACGCGACCCAAGCUGCGCCUGAAAACGGUCGCUAUAGCAGUGCUAUCCGUGGUCAGGGCCAGCCCGAGGGGAUGACAGAUGCCACAACACACCGACUUUCGAUUUCAUCCAUACCCAACAAGUGUUCGACUUUCGCCAUGGGCAGUCGUGGGCCUAUGCUCCCAAACAGGCGUCCAGCGCCGGGAGCCUACGACCUUUUCCCUCAAGAAUCCGUCAGCUCUUGGCUAGAUGGCUUGCAGGCUAAGAUUCGAGCUGGACUGAGUGGCGAGGAGCCGGCCAACCCGAAUCGCCCUUCAUCACCACUGCGCGCGUACUCUCCUGGAACUGUCGAUGACCCCGAAAGAGAUACGACGGCUAAUGGUUAUGCGAGUGAGGCGUACAAUCCCAGCGACCAAGUGAUAACACGUCCCUCCGCUGAGGUCAGCGACGGGACGGCUGCGCCUGGCGUAGGACCGUGGGCGGUGGCAGAGUUGAAUGGCGACGGCUGCUUUGAAGGGCAGGCAGGUGGCGAUGACAUGGUCACGGACGAAGACAGUGCAGUGGACCGCCGUUCUACCGGAGUAUCGGCCUCGCCGACGUAUGUAAUCGAGCUCGGAGAUUCCGAUGAGGGGGACAACGAGGGUGCAGACAGCUGCGACCUACGUGCCGCCGGAAACCUUGAACAGCUUUCUGAGAAGAGUGGCGAAGACACUCUUCCUUAUCAACGCCAGAACGAAUCCCACAGCACGUAUAACUCGUAUGCGUCAGAAGCAAGCGAACACGAUCUCGGGCAGGUUGAUUCGUCAGGUUCGGAAUCAGAGGGAUCGGAAGCGGACCCCGGCAGUGCAGAGGACUCAACUCAGACCCAUGAAACAGAGGAAGAGGACGAUGAACUUGAGACCGAGGGUGAAGAGGACGGCGAGCGGGGAACUCCUGAGACGAUCAGCAAGCUUCCAGCCCAUGGGUCUGAAACGCAACCUAUUGAUCUCCUAGAUAGCGACGACGAGGAGGCCGAAGAAGACAGCAGCGACUCUGAAACCGAAUCACAUCCCGACAGCGGCGAAGAUAAUCCCUACCCAACGCCACCUUUGCUCGACCCCGAGCAGAGUUCAGCGCCAGGACCAUCGACCCUCGAUCUCUCUGACCCAAACGUUUUAGCGGCAGAACCGACAUAUUCUGCACAGAUACCCGAGCCAUCCCAGUGGGCCCUUCCGGACAUCUUCGCGACCCCUCCAUCAGCCGCUAUGCUAGGGGCCGUUCUCCACAACUUAUCUCAGAACGUGCUGCAGGAGCCCCCGGCCGAGGCCUUCGCCCAUGGAUAUCCGGACAACCCGCAAGCUCCGCCCAUCGAUCCCGAACUAUUGGAUGUUCAAUCUCAACAGGCCGGCUCGGUUUUGGAGGUGUUUGCAGAAGGGUCUCAUGUGCGCGACCUUCAUGCCGACGUUGAGGAAACGGUGGCUGAGGGAGAACCUGGCCUCCAACACCAUCGCAAUGACGACUUUUGCGGCUCGCACGAACUGUCGAUGCGGUCCCUCCCAGUUACGGAUACCUUCGGAGAGCAUCUAGUCGCAGACGCCCCGCUUGAGCCCGAGUCGGGGGAUGAGAAUGGACUGCAGGACUCGUCGAUAUACCAUCCACCGGGAUUCGAAGCGGACGCGACGAGCGCUGAGGCGGAAGGCGCGAUGACAGGCUUGAUUUCAGGCCUAUCCAGGGAUGCUGAUACUGUGCCUACCUGCGGCCUACCAGUGAAUUCUUAUUCACCCUCCGUUCGCAAUCAGGCCGGGACCACUCAGCCAGUGACCACAAUCGGGAGUGAGCUCGUCCUGCAUGUGUUCGAAGAGCCGAGACCACCCCCCUGUGGUGGUGUCGGUACUGAAGAGCGAGAGUGCACCGGUCCAGACCCUCGUCAAAGCCCUGCUCAAGUUUCCGACGGAGGAACUAUCCCCAGUGGAGCCCUGUCCGAGACCAUGGGGCCCGUGAAUUCCUUGACGCCCGGUGAAGCCUCAGGGGGCUCGAAGGAACACGGGAGGGUUGAGGGGGCGGCCGACGCCAAGUAUCAAACAGCAAUGGUGGAGAGACUCGGCAUAAUGCCCAAGGAGGGCUAUUCAAAAGUAGACCAUGCGCAAGAGAGUGAGGAAUGGAGUCAGGAUGACGGAUCUGACGACGACGCUGCAACGCCAGAGCUUGUUGUUUUCGAUGGAGAUGGAUCACCGUCACCGGAGACGGGAUUGUCGAGAGGGCCAUCCGCCAAGCUCCCCGAAACGCAGACGGAGCCGCAGGCUCAGGCGGUUGAACCGCAGAUGAGUCUGCUGUCUGAAUCAGACGAAGAGGUCCCGGCCGCCGUUAGCCCAACGUCUGGCCCUGUGGAGUCUGUCAUCCAAGUGGCAACUGUACCCUUUAUUCUCAAUCAGAUCGACACAGCCCCAUCAGGGUCGCGCAACUUGUCACCCAAUGUCCAAGAUGCUACUCAGCCUCACACCGCAGGAGGACAAAGUGGCCCCGGAUCGCCAAUUUUCCAAACGCUACCGUCUCUGCCGCCGCUGCAACUGGAGAAGGACGUAUCAGAUGAGCAGGGCCUGGGGCAAUCCGAGGGGCUCCCAUGUAGCGCUGCCACUGCGACCGAUACUUCUGAUGUGCAGAAUCAAUCUUGCGAAGACCGAUCUCCUGCAGGAUUAGGGUGCGAAGAUGAUUCAGACGAUGUCGGAUCUCCGCAUGGCAGAGCACUCUCAAGUGACCAGCAUUCUGUCCAUGGCGCCGCAGGCGAGACAUGCAAGUCUCCUAGUGAGCCGCUCUUGCUUGAUUCGUGUGUACCCGAUGGCAACUACGAGAACCACUUGCACAGCGCCACCGGCCCAUCUUCGUUGCCAGAGAGACACAACGUUGUCUCCGACGGAGAUGCCGGCGGGGUUCUCGAGCCAGCAAAUGACGGGGUCGGCGCCGCGGCCGCGACCGAAAGCCAUCCCAAAUCGUUGAAUCCUACGGACACGGACACGGGCUCCACCGAUGAAUCCGAACCGACGAAGCCACCGCCAUCAGAAAGCCCUCCUCUUCAUUGCGAAGGGCAGACUUCCCCAGGAGAGAGCGGAGAAGUCAUCGAGGAGCGAGGAGCGCAGGAAAUAAGAUCAUCUCGGAGACCGACGCCCGACAUGGCCGAGAGCCAAGGCCGGCCUUCCGAUGUCUUGGAAGUGCGAGAGGGCACUCCUGAGUACCGACCGCUUCGCCACCAUCAUGGACGAGGACGGACGAAUGCUACACCUUCGCCCGCUCUCAGACUGCCACGGCACCCAUCGCAUCAGGCUGACAGGUCUUCGCCUGUGCCUAUCGAACCGCCCGUCACUCGGUCCAAUUGCGGUUAUCUCAAACUCCACCUUGUGGAGGGUGAAUACAGUGCCACCGUACUCGUUCCACAAUGCACCUUGGGGGACGCGGAGAGGCUGGAGGAAGAAUCUGCGGCCCAACUCGGGAUGCCUACGCUGGCGGAGGAACGUUGGGCGCAAAAUAACAUGCCCCCGGUGCGCCAACUCCAUCCAGCUCUGCAUUCAAAGCUCUCUCGCAUCACGGGACCGACGAUGCUACAGUCAUAUUCAACGGAGAUGUCCCCUGCCCGUGACCGUACGACCUUCGCCGAUUCUGAACGUUGGCAUGUGUUCAUUCUAGAGGCCUCGGAGGGUGCAAUCGAAUAUGAGCGGAACAUGCGACGCCCUUCUGUUCGGCCCCCGAUACAACGGACACCAGAGCCAAACCGUGACCGCGAAAAUGGCCCACUUUCGACUCCAGGGAGUAGACGGAAACGGUCUCUCUCAGCCGUCACCGAGGAUGGCGUGCACCUGUCAACUGGCAGGAAGUCUGCUCAGGCAAAGGAUGCUGUUGAAGCAUCAGCAUCGCCUCUGCGUCGCUCAUCGAGGUUGCGAAGUACCAGUCAGGCUCCGUCCGAGGCUUCUGAUGCGCCGGCGUUAUCUCCAAGUGCCCCUGGGCCCAUGAAUAGGCGCGUUACUAGGGCAAUGAAGGCGUUGGAAGCGUCAGGUACUUCAAGCUUGGGCGCCCCCAGUGCUACAGAUGGAGAUGCGGCACCCACAGAGUUAUCAGUCGGCGCCGAUGAGUUGUCCCGCGAACCUCAAUGCAAGUUGGGCGCAUCGACUUCCCCUGUUGGCACUCGGCAGCGCAAGCGGAAGUUAGAGAAUCUGGCGGACGGAGACCAGGAUGGCAAUUCCGGGAACAGCACUGAGCGGGAGCACCGAGAGGCGCCAAAGCGCGGAUUCGGCUGGUCUAUUCGACGUUGGUUCGGCCGAUGA
Trichosporon asahii var. asahii CBS 2479 is the source of this 8301-nucleotide messenger RNA. RefSeq lists its product as uncharacterized. Gene Ontology annotation, biological process: cytoplasmic microtubule organization; cytoskeleton-dependent intracellular transport. NCBI's taxonomy places the organism in Eukaryota, Fungi, Basidiomycota, Tremellomycetes, Trichosporonales, Trichosporonaceae. The coding region runs from base 1 to 8301 and encodes 2766 amino acids. The transcript has 7 exons. Gene Ontology annotation, molecular function: dynein light intermediate chain binding; microtubule binding. Gene Ontology annotation, cellular component: cytoplasm; centrosome. The record is from RefSeq and is a predicted model, not a curated record.